Molecule: messenger RNA, 7261 nt
Organism: Perca fluviatilis (European perch)
Lineage: Eukaryota; Metazoa; Chordata; Actinopteri; Perciformes; Percidae
Gene: kcnj14
Product: potassium inwardly rectifying channel subfamily J member 14
Exons: 6
Coding region: 2435-4036 (533 amino acids)
Biological process (GO): regulation of monoatomic ion transmembrane transport; potassium ion import across plasma membrane
Cellular component (GO): plasma membrane
Molecular function (GO): inward rectifier potassium channel activity
Source: RefSeq, a predicted model, not a curated record
GCGUGGUUGAAUGGGGACAGAUAGCAUCGCAACGUGAGCGCGCUCAUCCACCACCUCUAGGGCUCGCGGACAGUUGACAGCACCGAUAUCUUAGGGACUGCUCGCACGCGCUUUUUAAUCAGUGCUUCUUUCUUUUUGUAAUUAACCAACCUUUAAGGAACUGAAAGUAAACUGACGUCGUCACAUCGCGCUGAAUUAACGGGAGGAACAUGUCAUCGGACGGCUCCAUUAUUCCACAGGUACAUCUGGGUAAAGUUUUCCCUUUGCUGUGAUAAAGUUUGGUUCUUCAAGUUCAGACUUUCUAAAGGAAAAGCUCCACAAUAUUUGACCAUAUUUGAACAAUCCAAGGACUGCAUGAGAGAAACCUAAGAGGACUACUACAAACAACUGGCAGUGUGUUAAACAAGAAGGUCCUAAAGCAAAGGGAUACAAAACAGACAAUCGACAUCUCAGUUAAGAAAACGGAAAAACCAGCAGACACUUUCCUUGAAUUUCCACCAAAGCCCAAUGCUUUUACUCAACAUGUGUCAUAAAGGGAGGUCAACACAUAAGCGAAGAUGAACCCUUAUGUCACUUCACACUUCAGGAGAGAUCUCUUUCCCCAUUUCCAUUUGUUGUAGAUUUUUGUCUAACCUGCUGUUACUGUUUGAAUGAAAUAGCGUUGUCUAUAUUUGUGCAGCUAUAUCAGUAGCUCAUGUCUAUCGUUUUCAGUUUCUUUGUACUCACCACAGUGCAGGGUUACGGUUGAGGGUUUGAGUCUGUGUACUGUUCCAAAGAGGAUGUGGAUACUCUGUAUACUUGUCAGGAUUCAGUAGAAGAGUUCUCUGGAAAUGGUUGGGCAAGGUAAAUACUAACUCUACAAGCUUUUCAUUUCCAGAUAGAUUUGCACAUUUCUUUGUCAGUUUUUAAGAAGUAUUUCUAUAUAUUAACUUUGAAUGCUUUUUAGAUGAUGCACUUCAAAGUUACUCAUGCAUUAUUUUUGUGUUGCAUCUGCAUGUAUUAUUCUUCCAUUUUGCUUGUGGAAACUCUGAUGUUCAGGUAGCCCUUUGUGAUCUGGUUCAAACUGAGAUGAUGAGUAAUAGACUACAAUCCACAAACCCAGUUAUGCUCUCAGCCACUGUAGUUCUCAGCCCUUCUCAGCUCUUCUCCUUCUGUGGCAUACACCUGAUCUAUCUACUUUGGCGCCCAACCUCCAGAAAAAUAUAGAAAACUUCCUCAGGCAUAGGCGAUUUCUCAGCCGUAAUGCUGAGCUGUAAUGAGGUAUGUCUGCUCUGAGAGACUAACUGUUGCAUGUGAUUGCUAACAGCCGUGUAGUUCAGGUCAAUAUUAUUCACACAACAGUCAGUAAAACAAGUCUUCACCAAAUUGACAAUGGCUGCUAAACAGAUGUGCAGACCCUUAGAAAGAAAAUGUGAAAUUGUUAAAGCAGUGACAUGAUUGAUCAGGAAAUGGCAAACAAAACAUGGUUCUUUCAGUUGGGACCCUUUUGUUGGGCAAAUGUGACAUUUCCUUGACAAUUGCUAUUUAACACUUAACUGUGUGUACUAUAUGCAGUGCUUUAUCCAAGACAAACAUAUUGGCAUUGAAUUAUGAAAGAUGAAUGAUGACUGUUUGAUGAACUGUGCUCUUUGUUUCCACAUGCCCAUACCAAGGGGUUGUGACACUGGAGAGAUCUUUGAUUGUAAGAAUUGGCAUGUUUUUUUUUUCUUUUUUGAUUGCAUGUUGGAAAUGUUUUUAUCAUAUUGUCCCAUUUUAAGUCUUGUCACAAUAAGUCUUGUCACAAUAUUAUAAAAGGUACAGUACCCUGUAACGAACUGUACAUCCUUUACAUGUUUCCAUCUCCAUCCUCCUACUCCAUUGCAUUAUCAGUUUAUAGCUUGUAUCAAUUGAUGCCUGCUUGAGGCUUCCCUUUUAUUUGUUUGGAACUGAACAGAACCAAUCCUGCAUGCUUUUGUGAUGUCUGAGGUCCAACCAGCCCUAUCACUCCUUGUCAAAAGAGUUCUUAGAAACUAGGGGUCACAGAAAUAGACUCCUUGGGCUACUGCUGACAUCCUUGUUUUCAGCUCACCUCACUCAGUGAGUAUGAUUUUUAUGACAUUGGUUGUUAAUGAGUGCACCCUACUUUAAGAAAGCCCACUUUGUUUGCUGAGGGAUCUAUCACUGAAAAGAUCACAAGUCGGGGAAAGUAAGUGACUGAUCAAUGGCCUUCGAGGGAAUUAUCCUCUGGUUACUAUUGGCCUCUAUGGACUUGCAAUUAUCUCUUCAAUAAGGACUGAAAGACUGACUAUGUUGUUAGUACCAAACAUUUAAUUGACUGUAUCAAGGUGCUUAAUUGCCUCAUCAACAUUUGAAUCCAGGCUCACUGAGGAAUACAGUGUUAUUGUGCACCAUAAGAGAGAGGAGACUUUUUGUUUUUUAUUGUUUUGGAUUGUACAUGAUGGGAGCGGCACGUGUGAAACGUCGUUUCAGUGCUGUGGUGGACGGGCCAGUGGAGGAGGAGGAGGUCAUGAGGCUGGCACAGAGUGCUGCUGACACGGCUAGGGCAGGGGGGAGUCCAGUGGGGUCAGGGACCCCAACCAGCCCCUCCCCGACCCAUGCCCUGAACGGCAAAACUCUACCUCUUCAGAGCAACACCAACAAUGCACGGAGGCAGAGUGCCAUUGGAGUUGGGGGAGACGCAGGAGAAGGCGGGGUGAGAUCAGGAGGAAUGUGCUCAGGACUAAGGAGUGAAAGAGGCAGUAGUGUAGGAGGAAGAGGAAAAGGCCGUUCAUCCUCGGACCAGAAUUCACUCUCUUCCCCCUCCACUACCAACCGCCGGCGCACCAGGUGCUCAAGCCGCCGGCCCCGACAACGCUUUGUUGGCAAGGACGGACGCUGCAACGUCACCUUCGUCAACAUAAGCGAAAGGGGCCAGCGCUACCUUAACGACCUCUUCACCACCUGCGUGGACAUCCGCUGGCGCUGGAUGCUGAUCAUCUUCACCCUCUCCUUCCUUCUUUCCUGGCUGCUCUUUGGAUUUGCCUUCUGGCUUAUUGCCUCCGUGCAUGGGGACCUCUCCAUUCGGCUUACCCCCAGCCCAGGUUCCUCUCCGGGAUCAGGAGAGGCCGGGUCUGGAGGAGAGUCUGAUAGAGAGGCAGUGGUUGAGGAGCCAUGCUUCCUCCAGGUGAACAGCUUCAUGGCAGCCUUUCUAUUCUCCUUGGAGACGCAGACAUCCAUAGGUUAUGGCUUCAGAAGUGUGACCGAAGAAUGUCCCCUGGCGGUGAUGGCGGUCAUUUUGCAGUGCAUUGUGGGCUGCAUCAUUGACGCCUUCAUCAUCGGGGCAGUCAUGGCCAAGAUUGCCAAGCCCAAGAAGCGCAACGAGACACUGGUGUUCUCUGACACAGCUGUGGUGGCGCUGAGGGACGGGAAACUCUGUAUGAUGUGGAGGGUCGGAAACCUACGCAAGAGCCACCUGGUAGAGGCACAUGUUCGAGCACAGCUACUAAAGCCAAGGGUGACAGAAGAGGGAGAGUUCCUCCCGCUGGACAAUAUGGACAUCAACGUGGGUUUUGACACUGGCACUGACCGCAUCUUCUUGGUCUCGCCAGUGACAAUUGUCCACGAGAUCAACGACGAGUCACCUUUCUUUGAGAUUGACCGAAAGACCCUGGAGAAUGACUCUGAAUUGGAGGUGGUGGUCAUACUCGAGGGCAUGGUGGAGGCCACAGCUAUGACCACACAGUGCCGUAGCUCCUAUCUGGCUUCUGAAAUCCUCUGGGGACACAGAUUUGAACCAGUGCUCUUCGAGAGGAAAGACUGCUACCAGGUGGACUACUCAUUCUUCCAUCAGACAUACGAAAUCCCGAACACACCUUCAUGCAGCGCUAAGGAGCUGGCCGAGCAGAAGUACAUUCACAGUUCACGCUCGUCAUUCUGCUAUGAGAACGAAGUCGCUCUGCAGCUCGUCUCCCCUGAUGAUGAGCCUGGCCCAGACCCUGAGUGUCCCUCCCCACCGACCCGAAGGCAAUCCCUGGCCGAACAUCUCCACUACAAUUGAACCUGUUGGAUAGAAGGCCUUAAGGGAAAAGAGAUAGGAAGUUGACCCAGAGUGUUUUAGAGAGAGAGGGUUAAACUGGUAGAAAUUGGCAGACCAAGAGAGACCGGAUUGAAAGUCGUUAGGGCCAGUGUCAGGAUAAAGGAUAGGAGGCAACAUUGUUUACAGUGAUUGGACAGGAAACAAAGUUCAAAAUAGGAGCAAGUCAAGAGAUCCAUUACAACUUUUACAAGUUUGCAAGAUUAAGUACUACCAUACAGAUUAGAUUGCACUGAGUAAUAUAAAGGAAAUGGACAGAUAGAGAGAGGUUUUGGGGCAGUAUUUUAGGGAGAAGGGUUACUACACUGGCUUAGUUGUCUGAUUGGUCCUGGCAAUCUUUUAGGAUCAUUGAAAACUUGUCUGCUAAGUCUCUCAUCUGGCCCGGCACUACCACAACACGCCCAUCUGGCUCUAAUGCCUGACUGGCAGAAUAUACAGCAGCACCCCAUGGUGGCUCUACCAUGCAACUGCACCUCCAGUUUUAUGAUCUAUUUGAGGUGGCUUCUGUAUGAAAUGAAUGGCAGUGUACCUUCUGAGGUACAACUCAGGAAUGUAUUCCACUAUGAUGCUGUAUUAUCAUUUUAAUGUUUUAUUUCUGUAUGGUAAGUAUGGAUAGUGCACAUUUUGUGAUACUUUGAGGUUGGUGGGGGGUGUUUAGAAUGUAGUUGAGUAUUAGGCUAGGCUACUUGUAGAGCCAAAGCAGAACAACAGUAGCAUGGAGAAACAGCUGAAAACUAGCAGCGAUUUUGAGCAGUUUCUUUUCCAUGUUAUAUUAUAUAUGUUGUUUGUUUUGGGGCUGUAUUAUGUCAUGCAAAAAAAAAGUUCACUGAUUGUAACAUUUGCUUUAUUUAAUCAUUUUGUGUUGAGUUGAAUGCCAUGUGGCGAGGUCAGAGUAAGCAUCAGAGUAAGCAUUGUAGUGUUAGAUACACAAUGACAGAUGAUGAUAGUUAAAUACUAUACAUUAUUUCUUGCACUACUAUCUACAGUAUCUUCUCAUGUCCUGUAUAGCUAAAAUCACCCACACUGUAUUGUUUUGCUCUGUUACUUUUGGAUUGUAGUAGUUAGCGACUGAGCUAUGACAUUAUAAUCUUUUAAGUGUCUUGGCACUUGGAAGACCCUUGAUGGUUCGGACUAAAUCCAACUUUAAAGGGGUUGCUCUCAUCCGCUCUGUAAAUGCACAGGAGGACUAAAGUCACGUCCAACAUCACUAGAACAUUACUGAACUGAGUAGGAGAGAUGUGAUGGUGGUGACGAUGGUUUGCUGUUUCUGCUUCUCUGAGAAUAAAACAUCCGUCUAACAUCUGUGCAAAUGGAUGAGGAUUGAACUGGAAGCUACACCACAUUCAUAGAAAAUGAUACUGUAUUUUUGUGCCCAUAAAAUCAUGUUUCCCGGUACUAUGUUCUAAUGUGCUACAGUUGGUUUCUCUCACAAAUUGUGAGAUCAGUGUAGUGAGUGGUGCCUUCAUAACAAACCAGAGAUUUUGCAACUGGCCCUUCAUCUGCAGCAGUUAAUUUCAUGUUUGAAAUGUACUUAAAGCCUAUUUUUAUUGUGUGUAUUUUCAUACUGCUACUUAUGCAAGAGUGUUUAUUCAAUCACUUCAACAUUUGCAGGAUGUUGUUCUAAGUCGACAAAAAUGUCUAUACUGUGAAUCUGCUCAGUAACUGAGUAGUCUCAAUAAUAAUCUCUAGACCGAUAGCUGAUGGGUUCCGUCUCAAUAUGAACAUGCACUGAUAACAUAAAUAGGUUUUUAGCUGUAUUGUAUUGUAGACUAUGUAAUAGUUGCUCUUUGAAGUUAUAUGACAAAGCACUUGGAAUGUUCUUGUUUAUUUUAGAUCCUGUAAUGAUUUGCAGUUAAUCCUGCCACCAUGAGUAUUUAAGUGUUUGAUUACAGAAGAUGUUUGUAAGGUCACUCAGUGUCAGGAGUGCAACAUGAUAUUAAGUGUUGACCAAUAAUCAGCCUGUCCAACGCACAUCCUGGGAACUUGUUCUGUUUAUUUUGCACUAAAGUAGUAUAUGCAGACUAAAUAUCACUAAUGACGCUUUACAACAGCAACGUAGUGUUGCUGGAUCAGCACACAUUAACCUCAAGGCAUCAAUCGCAGUGUUUCACUUCAGUUAUUGAAAGAUUUUUUUUUAUGGUUACCCCAGGGCGGGUGAGGUAUUGAUUACAUAUAAUCUGUUGCAAUUAGUGAUAAGGCUGUUUUUUUUGUUUGUGUUCUCCCUUACACUUCUCCUUUAUGGCUACAUGCUCUAUUUAUAGGCUGCAUGGGUCAUGUCGUUCACCCUGCCUCCACUUGUAACUUGAACUUACUGCACCAUCACUUUAACUACUAUAGCGUUGUUUAAAAACCCAAGAAAAAAAUAGACAGAUGGAUUAUUUGGUCAUUUCACUCCUUAGGAUUCGCUUCCAUAGUAAACACAUUUUUUAAAUCAUAUGUAUAUACAUAGUGUAAAAUACAUAGUAUACUGUAAUAGAUACAUUAUUAAUAAAUGAGUGACAUGAAACCAAUAAAAGCUGUUGCUACCUUUCUCAAGUUAUUUUUCUAAAGAGAAAGGGAAACCUUACUGCUCCAACACUGAAAUGUAAUUUCAGAGCUGCCUUAGGCACAGAGCACUUCUAAAUGAAACUGAACUGUUUGUAGAGCAAAUAAAACACGGGGAUUGAAUUGCAUUUAUUGGUUGCUUCUUUAUUUAUUCUUCUUGUAGCUCACGGGGCAAACCUACUGACCAUUUUAGAUGGAAAGUGUAAUUCAUCACUGCUCUCAUAAUCCUUUUUGCAUUUACAUUGAAGUGCUUUAAGAUUUAAACGAAACAUUAAAAAAAGGAAUGCAGAUCAUGCAUAUAAUGUCCUCAUUCUUACAACUUGCUGCCAUAGAUUAAGACUGUUGCAAACAAACCAAAUGACCAAAUCUCGUUUGACCAAAUAUGUCAACUUUCUUUUUUCUAUAUUUUCACUGAUAGGCCUGUCUGUCACAGAAUACAGUCUGAACAUAAACCUUAACCAAACAAUUGUGGAAGAAUGUUAAAACUGUCUGAUGUUAAUUAAACACUAAAUAUCUUGAAAUUACUGAAUUGUACAACUUUGACAGUUAAAGUUUUGAUUUCUUUUUAUUGUGUUGUCAAAAUGACCUGUAAAAGUCUAUCACUGCUGAUGAAUCAGGAGAAUAAAACGUCCCUUGUGGAAAUAA